This is a messenger RNA of Pistacia vera, 1708 nucleotides long. RefSeq names its product NAC domain-containing protein 40-like. Bases 248 to 1468 code for a protein of 406 amino acids. Gene Ontology annotation, biological process: regulation of DNA-templated transcription. Lineage: Eukaryota; Viridiplantae; Streptophyta; Magnoliopsida; Sapindales; Anacardiaceae. Gene Ontology annotation, molecular function: DNA binding. The record is from RefSeq and is a predicted model, not a curated record. The transcript has 4 exons.
GAAAAGCAUGGUACCAUGGAAGCCACAUUAAGUUUUUUCAAAUUCUUUUUUUUUUUUCACCCAACAAAGUAACCGAAGCACAAAAGAAAAAGCAACCAAAAGAAAGAAAGGAAGAAUGAAAUUAUCUCUUGUUUGAUUUUAUUGAUGUUAAUCAAAGAAGAAUAAACAAAUUACAACACCACAAACUCAACUUUCAACUCUCUCUCUCUCUCUCUGUUUUCAAGACACGAAGAAAUCGUUGAUACUGAUGGCAGAGGGGGUUUCAGGAGAAACGCAAAUGUCGAUAGCGGCGUCUUCAAUGUUUCCGGGGUUCAGGUUUUCACCAACUGACGUUGAGUUGAUUUCUUUUUACUUGAAGAAGAAGAUGGAAGGCUCUGAGAAUUGCGUGGAGGUCAUUUCUGAGAUUGAGAUUUGUAAACACGAGCCUUGGGACUUACCAGAAAAAUCCAUCAUCAAAUCUGACAAUGAGUGGUUCUUCUUCUGCUCUCGUGGAAGAAAAUACCCAAAUGGCUCACAAAGUAAGAGGGCAACUGAACUGGGCUAUUGGAAAGCCACUGGAAAAGAACGUAAUGUAAAGUCAGGUAAUACUGUGAUUGGUACAAAAAGGACUCUCGUGUUUCAUGUAGGUCGUGCACCAAAAGGAGAAAGGACUGAAUGGAUUAUGCACGAGUAUUGCAUGGAAGGGAGAUCCCAGGAUUCUCUGGUAGUUUGCCGUCUUAGAAAGAAUUGUGAUUUUCGUCUGAAUAAUACUCCAAACCAAGCUUCUGGGAGUAGAAGAAUGCCUCACAAUUACUGUACUAUGUCAGAAGGAGGUACCGAUGUGACAGGCAUGUCUGAAGGGGACAAGGCUGUUGAAUCUUGUUCAAAGAAAUGUAGUAGCAGUCAUGAUUCUUAUUCUAUAGAGCAAACUGAUUCAGCAAAUGAAGCGGAGCAGAAACUUUUGAAUGAUGUUAAUCUGACAGCAUCUUCCAGCCACCAAAAGGAUAUUGAUGAUAAUGAAGAAUAUUUUGCUGAGAUACUGAAAGAUGAUAUAAUCAAGCUAGAUGAAACUUCCUUUUCGACCACACUUAACCUUCCACCAAUGAUUGGUAAUAAUAUGGAAGCAGAGAGAAACACUCAACAGCCCGUGGAAGCAGUUUCACUUCCGGCAGUUCCUUUCCAAGGAACAGCAAUCCAAUUUCAGGCAGAAGAUCCAUCUCCGGGAUAUCCUUUCCAGGGCACAGCAAACCGAAGAAUCAAAUUGAGGAAACAAAAGCCAAAGCUUUCUAGUUUUGGUCAGUACUUGGAAGAGAAAACUAAAUCUCAAAAUACGGAUCAGUCUCAUACAUGUUUUCUCACUACAUUUUCAAGCAUGACCAGUCAUCAGCGGCUUGUCUCUGUAGUUUUCUGUAUUCUGACUUUGCUGGCUCUAGUUCUGUUUCUAUUUAUGGGUUUCGGCCGCGCAAAAACAUCACACAUGCUACUUUAAGUUAGAUGUCUGGGACUGAAUGUAAAUUAUCGAAUCAUUAUGGUAUUUCUAAGCCUGGUGUAAAUUGAAAGUUGAAGAUUUAAUUGGCAAGUAAGGCUUUUUUAUGGAGUUUUGGCAUGAGAAAGUCAUAUUGAUUUCUCAAAAGAUUUCAACUACAUGGCCAAUUUUAUGGGUAUCAUAACUUUGAUAUCACAAAAGUACCAGUAUAAGUUAUAUGAUUAUGCAAAUUUGUUCGAAGUA